GCCCGGGCGGUGCUGGCUGCGGGCUGCACACAGAGGAACUUGCGGAGCAAAAGGUGCAGUGCGGUGCAACCUCCAGCACAGGGCGCGGUGUCCCACCAGCAGACCCGCGCCCCUCGGAGCCUUGUGGAGAGGCAGACCAAAGAUCUCUGAGAAGAAGGAAAAGGAACAUUUAUUAUCAUCUACCAUAUGCCAGAGUGUCCUCCAGUUCUUUCCUACCAAAAUCUGUGUUGCUAUGGAGACAACCAAUGGGACUGAGACUUGGUAUCAUAGUCUGCACACUGUUCUGAAGGCUCUCAAUGCCACUCUUCACAGCAACUUGCUCUGCCGGCCAGGACCAGACAACCUGACUGAGGAGCGGCGGGCCAGCUUACCUGGCCGUGAUGACAACUCCUACAUGUAUAUUCUUUUUGUCAUGUUCCUAUUUUCUGCCACUGUGGGCAGCCUCAUCCUGGGAUACACCCGCUCCCGCAAAGUGGACAAGCGCAGUGACCCCUACCACGUAUAUAUCAAGAACCGUGUGUCUAUGAUCUGAUGCUAGGAACCCAGGAUGGCUGAAGAUCAAGACACCUGAGAAUUGUCUUCUGGGACCUCCAUAACUCAGUCAUGGGUCACAUCAGUGUUCCUGUCUGUACGAUCAACAAGAAACAGUGCUAAGGGAUGUUAUCCCUGGGCUGGGAGGAGAGGGGCAGAUCUGGACCUUGUGGAAAGGGUUUUUAUUCCGGCAAAGAUAGACUUGAUAGACAAUGGGAACCAUGCACAAUUAUAUAGAAGCAGCAAAAGAUAAUAAUCAAUGACUGGUCUAGUGGCUGGAAUAUUGGGGGCUGGAGGACUAGGGACUUGAGGAAGGAGAAAAAGAAGUUGUAGCAGAGGGAAAUGAAACAGGAAGAUGUACUGAGGACACAUUUUUGUGUGUGUUAUCUUCAAUGACCAUGAGAAGCCACAAUGAUUAUCCCAUAACACAGAUAGGUAUAAUGUUACUUAUUUAUAAUUGUUCACAUUUUAUAUUUUCAACCCACUUAACGUCUGUGAUUUUACCCCUCUGUGAGAGAAGCAGGACAAGUGCCCUUCUGCCCAUUUGGGCCAGAGCAGUGCCAUGACUGGAACUCAGGAGCUUUGGUCUCCUUGCCAGUGCUUUUCAAAACUGUGCCACACAGGAAUGGAUCCAGGCCUAAAAGUCACACAAUUCUGGGAGCCCUCCUUAAGAAAAAGAAUUCAAAAAUAUCCUACUUAUGCAAAUAUUAUAAAAAUAGAUUACCAUGUUCAUACAUUCCCAUGACCCCACCUAAGACCUUAAGAGGAGUCGUGCAUGCACAGGCCUCUGAAUGUUGAGCCUCGUGAGCUCCAUGUUUCACGUGCCUCUCCAGCCACAUCACAGUUGUCACAGUGUCCUUCCCAGCCACAGCUACAGUCAUGAGAUUUCACUACCGCUAAAGCAGCCUCCCAUUUCAAUUUAGUUCUGUGAGAAAUUUUCUGAUACCAAGUUGAAAUUUGCUUCUAUAAGAUUAUUAUCACAUCUGGAAUGUUAUCAUAUUAAAAGAAACAAAGUG
Messenger RNA from Molossus molossus (Pallas's mastiff bat), 1547 nucleotides. RefSeq names its product potassium voltage-gated channel subfamily E regulatory subunit 3 (gene KCNE3). The transcript has 3 exons. Bases 233 to 532 code for a protein of 99 amino acids. Gene Ontology annotation, cellular component: membrane. Gene Ontology annotation, molecular function: transmembrane transporter binding; delayed rectifier potassium channel activity; potassium channel regulator activity. Lineage: Eukaryota; Metazoa; Chordata; Mammalia; Chiroptera; Molossidae. The record is from RefSeq and is a predicted model, not a curated record. Gene Ontology annotation, biological process: potassium ion export across plasma membrane; ventricular cardiac muscle cell action potential; regulation of ventricular cardiac muscle cell membrane repolarization.